Molecule: messenger RNA, 1803 nt
Organism: Xiphophorus hellerii (green swordtail)
Lineage: Eukaryota; Metazoa; Chordata; Actinopteri; Cyprinodontiformes; Poeciliidae
Product: platelet-derived growth factor subunit A-like
Exons: 6
Coding region: 651-1250 (199 amino acids)
Biological process (GO): positive regulation of protein autophosphorylation; positive regulation of cell migration; positive regulation of cell population proliferation
Cellular component (GO): membrane
Molecular function (GO): growth factor activity; platelet-derived growth factor receptor binding
Source: RefSeq, a predicted model, not a curated record
UCGCGUUCAUUCACCCACAGCCGCGCGUGGAGCUCGCUGCCAUCUCCUGUCGGGGGCUGGACAUAUUUUACCAACUGUUCCAGUUUGGCCGCUGAAGGUUGAGUUGGUUUUGAGCAGAAGAGGUUCCGCAUGUUCGUGGUUCCGUCGAGGGAACCAAACGCUGCAGGUGGAAUAAAGUGUGCGAAUUUGGACCGGAUCCCGCUGUGAACAGAACUGGAUUUCUGGAUGUGUGUAAAAAAAAUAUAUAAUAACAUAUAUAUAUAUAUAUGUUUUGAUAAACGUCAUUUGUUCACCUGUGAAUCUGAAGCAAAGAACUGCUGGAGAUCAUCUGGCUCCGUUUUUUUUUUUGAGUUUUCCCAUUAAGAUGUUUUUCUGCUAGUGGGUUUUUAUUGGGAAUCUCUCUUGGAAAAGUUGUGAUUUUGUCACUUAACGUGACUUACAUCAGAAGCACCAGACCGCACUCUUCAUUUAGUUUCUCUGAUGGUCUAAAACCUGACUUGAACGUUGAGCUGGGGUCACCUCGCCUAAGGUUUUGGGGGCAGCUUCUCCUUCCAAGGGAUGGUUGAAAGCUGCGAGGAUCAGGGAGCAGCAGCCCGGCUCCUGCACCGGAGUUUCGCCCCGUCGUGCUCAUGCAGCGGACCUGAGCGGAGAUGAGAGCCGCGGUCUUCCACCUCCUGACCGGCUACUUUUGCUUAUUGCGCGCCGCUGCCGAGGAGUCUCCUCUCCCUCAGGAGCUGCUGGAGCGGCUGUCCCGCAGCGAGAUCCGCAGCAUCAGCGACCUCCAGCGGCUGCUAGAAAUGGACACCGUAGAGAACGAGGUGAUCGAGGAGACCAAACACAGCCACCACAAGGACUUCUCUCACCUCUCCCCCACUGACAAGAAACCACACUUACACACCAGACAGAGGAGAAGCACCGUGGUGGAGGAAGCCGUGCCGGCCGUGUGCAAAGUGCGCACGACAAUUUAUGAAAUCCCGAGGAGUCAGGUGGAUCCCACUUCGGCCAACUUCAUCAUCUGGCCUCCCUGCGUGGAAGUGAAGCGCUGCACCGGCUGCUGCAACACGAACAACAUGAGGUGCCAGGCGGCGCACAAACAGCUCCGUGCUGUCAAGGUGGCAAAGGUGGAGUACGUGCGGCGGCGGCCCAAACUGAGGGAGGUGGAGGUGACACUGGAGGACCACUUAGAGUGCACAUGCAACACCAAGCGGCACACCAACCAAAACGAGGACAGAGAUAAUGGUAUCAGGUGAACAGAGACAGGCAGAUGCUGCGGUGGGUGGGACAGAAAAUCCACCUCUGACUUCCUCACCGCCCGCUGCGGAAGGGACGCAUUUUUCUCGAUCUUUUGUGGGAUUCGUGCGACUCAUUUGGACCUGAAGUGUACACUUAAGAGUUUGCUGCCAAAUAGCAAAUUCUGAAAAUCUCCCAAGCCCAGAGACAUACCUCGGACAGACAGAACGUUUCUCAACUCAGAGGACGAACGUUUGGAUGCGUGAUACGUUUCAUCAUUACAUCAAAGGAACCAGUGGCUCUGCUCCUUCACCUGAACAGUAACAGCUCAGCGCUAAAGAUCGCCAUCUGGUUGAACUCUUUUCUUUUUCUCAAACAGUGACUGGCUUGAGGUUUUCUACUCCAACGUUUGUUCUUCCUCUGGUAAAACAUUCAAUGUAUAUCCCCUGAUUUUUAUAAUCAUGUUUUUUUUUUUAAUGCUGUGUUUUUUUUUCUACUUCUGGUACUUUUUAUUCAUCAAAAAUGGAAGCAGGAUUUUACUGAAUCAAAUAAAAAUAUUUAUAUAAAACACAA